Messenger RNA from Danaus chrysippus (African queen), 1107 nucleotides. Lineage: Eukaryota; Metazoa; Arthropoda; Insecta; Lepidoptera; Nymphalidae. The record is from the annotation of a GenBank genome assembly.
AUGGCUACAUCAAGUGACACGUCUGAUCAAAAUGUGAAAUCCAGACGUCCUGCAGAAUCUGCAUUCAAGCAACAACGUUUACCUGCUUGGCAGCCUAUUUUAACGGCGGGCACCGUGCUUCCGACCUUCUUUGUGAUCGGUAUAGCUUUCAUUCCCGUUGGAAUUGGUCUACUUUACUUUUCCGAUGAGGUAAAGGAGCAUGUUAUUGACUACACCUACUGUUUGAAGGAAGAUGAGAAUAUAACUUGUGCUGAAUUUAUAAGGCAAAACAACAUGGACCCAUGUGUUUGCCAAAUACCAUUCAAUUUGACUGAAGAUUUUAAGGGUGAUGUGUACUUUUACUAUGGUCUCAGCAACUACUACCAAAAUCAUCGUAGAUAUGUUAAAUCAAGGGAUGACAGUCAGUUGCUUGGAAGGCUCUCGUCUCCACCGUCGUCAGAUUGUGAACCGUUUGCAUAUGCCGAGGAAGAUGGAAAAAUGAAACCUAUAGCACCAUGUGGAGCCAUAGCUAACUCUUUAUUUAAUGACACCUUAACUGUUCAUUCUGUGGAUUUAAAUGUUGAUGUUCCUGUGUUGAAAACUGGUAUUGCCUGGACAUCUGACAAAGAUAUCAAGUUCAGGAACCCACCAGGUGACCUAAAGACUGCCUUUGCUAACUACACCAAACCAAUUAAUUGGCGCAAACCAGUGUGGAUGUUGGAUCCUAAUAACUCAGAAAAUAAUGGUUUCCAGAAUGAAGAUCUCAUUGUAUGGAUGCGUACAGCAGCACUGCCGACAUUCCGCAAACUUUAUCGCAUUGUUGACCAGCAAGUUGGCUUCAUUGCCGGAUUGGUUAAGGGGCCUUAUGUGCUGAAAGUGGAUUACAAUUACCCCGUAACAGAUUUUCAAGGUACCAAGACAUUUAUAAUAUCAACAACUUCUCUUCUUGGUGGAAAGAACCCAUUUUUGGGUGUGGCAUAUGUGGUUGUUGGGACACUUUGUUUGUUAUUGGGCAUUGUACUACUCGUUAUUCAUGUUAGAUGCUCUAAGAGAUAUCCCCCUCCCCUACCCCACUCCAGCUAUAUUGAACAAGUUCCUAUUCAACAAAAUAUAAAUAUCACUUCGUGA